AUCCUGCAGUACGUGCAGUACUCUGCUGGCAGGAAACAGUGCGCAGAAAUAUUUGACCCAUAAUGCACCGCUAGGCUGACAAGUGGAUCCAAGAUGGCGUAGAAAGUAAAGCUAGAAACUCUGUCCCAGAGUCAUGGAGGACAGAAGGCCACAGAAGUCAUGUGACGAGGCCAUUGGAUCAUUAGUGAGGCAGGAGUAUGAGGCAGCAGUGGCUCACAGCACAGAGGCCCUGCUGGCCAUGGGACCCCGGACGCCGACCCCCGGCACGACCCUCCUUCGCAAGCGCGCGCUGCUCUACCGCAUAGCAGCACGACUGCAGUUGAAGGACUACGACCAGGCAGAUGAAGACUGCAAGCAUGUGUUUGCUGAGGAGCUGGGGGCGGGAGAAGACAGUUUCAGGGCGGGGCUUCAGAAUCUGAUGCUGGAUGGAAGCUUACAGGAAGUGUGCAGUGUUCUCUCUAAAGCACUUUAUGGAGAACCAAUGAAUGGCAUCAUGACUAAAGACAUGACACGACUGAAGAGGCUGCUCUCAGAAAUAGAGGCUGUGAGGAGUAAAGCGGCCUCAGAAUUGACUGAAGAGACCGAUGAGGAUGUUCAGGAGGGCUGGCAGUUUCGACCUCCUCCUAGAGGGGUCACCAGUAGUGAGGAGUACACGCUGUGUAAAAGGUUUUUGGAGCAGGGUUUGUGUCGGUACGGAGCACAGUGUACAUCGGCUCACUCGCAGGAGGAACUGACGGAGUGGCAGCGGCGUUACGCCUCUCGACUGAUCCGUCUCAAACAGCAGCAGGAUGGGAAACAUUUCACUGAAAACUACAUGGAGGCGCUCAUUGAGAAAUGGAUCAACUCGCUCUCACCUGAGAGAGUGAUGAACGACUGCGUGGAUGGAGUGACUGUGGAGCACAGCUCAGGCCUCUCUAUUACCGUCCACAGCAAAAAAUCAUCUCAUGCCUGGACAUUCACUCUUUUCUGCAAGCCGGUCCGUACGUUGCACCGCGUGGCUUUGCUUUACGAUGCCAACCGUCCACACUUCUCCAUCACGGCGGUUUCGGCCGGGGAUGCGUCGACCCAGGUACCUCAGGAGGUGUCUGAGAGGGGCUGCCAGGAGUGGAGCUCAGUUGGCCUGGUACAGAACGGCAUGGAUCACUGCGUUUACACUGUGGUGGUGUCAUUUAGCACAGAGAUAUUCGGGACGUUUCGGCAGACCGUGGUGUUUGAUUUCGGCUCUGAGCCCGUGCUCAUGCAGCGAGUGAUGGUGGAUGCCGCCUCUAUUGAAGAUCUCGAGCAUCUGAUGCAAGCUCGACAGCAGCUUCUGAUGACUGCUAAGCGAUGGGACUCGUCGUGUAAAACCAUUGUGGAGUUCGUCCCCAAUGAGAACAUGGAGCUGGAGCGUAGUCUGCUGACCCGAUAUCAGAUCCCGCUAUCUGCCGAUCAGCUCUUCACCCAGUCUGUCCUGGACAAAACCCUCACCAGAGAUAACUAUCAGUCCCGCUUUCACGACCUGCUCUACAUCGAGGAAAUCGCUCAGUACAAAGAAGUCAGCAAGUAAGUUCCCCACCGAGAC
Molecule: messenger RNA, 1561 nt
Organism: Misgurnus anguillicaudatus (oriental weatherfish)
Lineage: Eukaryota; Metazoa; Chordata; Actinopteri; Cypriniformes; Cobitidae
Source: RefSeq, a predicted model, not a curated record